Aspergillus pseudotamarii is the source of this 774-nucleotide messenger RNA. RefSeq lists its product as uncharacterized. The record is from RefSeq and is a predicted model, not a curated record. The annotation marks the transcript as partial. NCBI's taxonomy places the organism in Eukaryota, Fungi, Ascomycota, Eurotiomycetes, Eurotiales, Aspergillaceae. The transcript has a single exon.
UUUUUUUUUUUUUUUUUUUUCCGUGCUCCCUUUUUCAUGAUUGUCCCUUACUAAGUGGAUUUCUAAGCGCAUCUCCCAUUCUCAAAUGCUUCUCUUUGAAAUGAAAUUUGUGUGUUAUCGUACACCCAAUACCCCGAGUCCACUUUGUUGAGUCAAUUUUCUCAUGCUCUUUGCUUUCCAUGAAUGUGCGCUACUUUUAUUAAGAGCUUCUUGGACUUUCGAUUCAAGCGUUCUGCGGAAUAAACUAAAAGUACCUAUUCUUGUUUCCUUAUGUCUCUGACCCCCUAUCUAUUUUGGAUUAUUAUUUCUUGAUAAGUCGCUUUCUAUGAAUUUGUAUCGUAUUCGUUUAGUAUGUAUGCCUGGCCUAUGAAUGGGCCCUUGUGUCUCUACGCUCACAUGCCAAAUUCCUCUUCUGGUUUGAUAGCGGUCUUGCUUUCUCAUCUAUUCAGGGACCUUUCUUGUUUCAAGUUUAUCAAUACCUCGCUAACAAGCUUAAUGUGUCCCCGGGAUCCCGAGGCCCCUCUAUGCGUUGCAUCUCGUUGGUACUUUUUCUCAUGCUUACUUUAUGAUACCAUCGUUGAGACCAUUGUUAUCCCUCGGUCCAGAUUACGACUUUAUGCCCUGGAGUUUCGGAUAUCUUUUCUCUUUUACUGCCUUGGAUCAAUUAGUUAGCAGACAUAUGACAGCUAUCGGCAACAAGUACAAUUUUGAGAACGGCUGUUGUAUGAAUAAUGACUUGAUCUUUUUCUUCCACAGUAAUUCCCUAAGCAGUAG